Salvelinus namaycush (lake trout) is the source of this 3194-nucleotide messenger RNA. Its product is annotated as zinc finger protein 607-like. The transcript has 4 exons. The record is from RefSeq and is a predicted model, not a curated record. Bases 1839 to 3137 code for a protein of 432 amino acids. NCBI's taxonomy places the organism in Eukaryota, Metazoa, Chordata, Actinopteri, Salmoniformes, Salmonidae.
GUAGUGGUGUGUAGUGGUGUGUAUUGGUCAGUAUGUAGUGGUUAGUAUGUAGUGGUGUGUAUUGGUCAGUAUGUAGUGGUGUGUAUCGGUCAGUAGUCUUGUUGUUGAGACUCAUCGUGUGUUUUUACAGGAACGCCACCAUAGAUACCUGAGCCUCAGCCCCUGGGACAAGGUUACCCUCAGCCUGGGUCGUAGCAUUCUCUCCAACAAGAUGACCAGAACCAUUACAUUCUUCUACACCCUCUUCCUGCAUUGCCUGGUCUUCCUGGUGCUUUAUGAGACUGCCUGGAGUGAGAGCAUCGGUCGAGACUGCUCUGCCUUCUGUGCUAAGAAGUACUCGGAUCACCUGCAUCGUUUUCAUGAGAACGGGGACAACCUGUGACGCUUUCAAGACAACUGGUGGGGGGGGGGGACUAGGUCAGUUCAUGACGUCAGUGAUCUUCAGGUCAGAAAUUCGGAGUUCUAGAAAGAUGCCAGAAUUCCCGACUAGGAAUUCUGAGUUGGGUGGACCGUUCAACACUAUUUUCCAAGUCUGAGUUUUUUCCCCGAGUUGGUUUGACAGGAAGAACAGCUUUAUUUUUUGCAGUAGCUGCUUUUAACCACUAGGGGGUAGGCUUGCUCUCUUCUUCGUGGGGGGGGGGGGGGAUCUAAGUGGAUGUGGUUUACGUGCAAACCCGUAAUAUUACAUUUUCAAAUCUUUGCAUUAACCGUGAACUUAAACAAGACCAAUGUGAUUUUGGCCAGUCGAGCUGUCAAUGGGAUGCUGGUCAGAAAAGUCGCCUUAGGUCUUUAUUCUGUUCUAGCCUGUAAUCUCCUAUUACUGAUAUGAACUGUAAUCUCCUAUACUGAUAUGAACUGUAAUCUCCUAUACUGAUAUGAACUGUAAUCUCCUAUACUGAUAUGAACUGUAAUCUCCUAUACUGAUAUGAACUGUAAUCUCCUAUGCUGAUAUUAACUGUAAUCUCCUGUGCUGAUAUUAACUGUAAUCUCCUAUGCUGAUAUUAACUGUAAUCUCCUAUACUGAUAUUAACUGUAAUCUCUUAUGCUGAUAUUAACUGUAGUCUCCUAUGCUGAUAUUAACUGUAGUCUCCUGUACUGAUAUUAACUGUAAUCUCCUAUGCUGAUAUUAACUGUAAUCUCCUAUGCUGAUAUUAACUGUAAUCUCCUAUACUGAUAUGAACUGUAAUCUCCUAUACUGAUAUGAACUGUAAUCUCCUAUACUGAUAUGAACUGUAAUGUCCUAUACUGAUAUGAACUGUAAUGUCCUAUGCUGAUAUUAACUGUAAUCUCUUAUGCUGAUAUUAACUGUAGUCUCCUGUACUGAUAUUAACUGUAGUCUCCUGUACUGAUAUUAAUUUUGAUGAAUGAAGUAUUGAUUGACGAGGGGUUUGUUAUCAUUCGGUACGGCUGUGUUAGGGUGUUGGGAAUACUGUGAAGUAUUGAUUGACGAGGGGUUUGUUAUCAUUCGGUACGGCUGUGUUAGGGUGUUGGGAAUACUGUGAAAGCGCAUGUAUAUUUGUUAAGGGAUUAAAUAUUACGAGACAAUUUAAGAGAUGUUGAUUAAAGAUUAAGUUAUUUUUCCUUGGCUUUUAGAUUUCCCUCAUUGAGAGUACAUCCGUUGAGGAAAAUGUCGAAGAAUUAUCACAGCACCUGUAAUUGCUAGAAAUAUCUGAAUUUCAUUGAAUUGCCAAUAUGAUUUAGCUUGUAUCUUAUGUUGAAGUGUAUCUGUUUCGUGACAUGUUGUUUUCUUAGUUGGGGUGGCCGGACAGGGACGUUGUUUCCAGUCAGAUGAAUAGGGGUGAUGUGGUUGUGUUGAGGGGUCUUUGGUUCCUAGCUUGAUGGAUUUGGACAGAGGACAACAGACAGGUCAUGAUUUCUGUUACAGUAGUUCACAUGAAUGGUUACUGAAUCUCAUGUGGUUGAUUAUGUUGAACGAUUCCUUUAUCCUGACCUCCUCUCACUACUUGCUGUUAGGACCAUAUACUAACUACAGCCGCCCGCCAUAUCACUGUCACAUCUAUUCUCCCUCCAUGUCACUGUCACAUCUAUUCUCCCUCCAUAUCACUGUCACAUCUAUUCUCCCUCCAUAUCACUGUCACAUCUAUUCUCCCUCCAUGUCACUGUCACAUCUAUUCUCCCUCCAUAUCACUGUCACAUCUAUUCUCCCUCCAUAUCACUGUCACAUCUAUUCUCUCUCCAUGUCACUGUCACAUCUAUUCUCCCUCCAUGUCAUUGUCUCAUCUGUUCUCCCUCCAUGUCACUGUCUCAUCUGUUCUCCCUCCAUAUCACUGUCACAUCUAUUCUCCCUCCAUGUCACUGUCACAUCUAUUCUCCCUCCAUGUCACUGUCACAUCUAUUCUCCCUCCAUGUCACUGUCUCAUCUAUUCUCCCUCCAUAUCACUGUCACAUCUAUUCUCCCUCCAUGUCACUGUCACAUCUAUUCUCCCUCCAUGUCACUGUCUCAUCUGUUCUCCCUCCAUAUCACUGUCUCAUCUGUUCUCUCUCCAUGUCAUUGUCACAUCUAUUCUCCCUCCAUAUCACUGUCACAUCUAUUCUCCCUCCAUGUCACUGUCACAUCUAUUCUCCCUCCAUGUCACAUCUAUGCUCCCUCCAUGUCACUCACAUCUAUUCUCUCUCCAUGUCACUGUCACAUCUAUUCUCCCUCCAUGUCACUGUCACAUCUAUUCUCUCUCCAUGUCACUGUCACAUCUAUUCUCCCUCCAUGUCACUGUCUCAUCUGUUCUCCCUCCAUAUCACUGUCACAUCUAUUCUCCCUCCAUAUCACUGUCACAUCUAUUCUCCCUCCAUGUCACAUCUAUUCUCCCUCCAUGUCACUGUCUCAUCUAUUCUCCCUCCAUAUCACUGUCUCAUCUGUUCUCUCUCCAUGUCAUUGUCACAUCUAUUCUCCCUCCAUAUCACUGUCACAUCUAUUCUCCCUCCAUAUCACUGUCACAUCUAUUCUCCCUCCAUGUCACUGUCACAUCUAUUCUCCCUCCAUGUCACAUCUAUUCUCCCUCCAUAUCACUGUCACAUCUGUUCUCCCUCCAUGUCACUGUCACAUCUAUUCUCUCUCCAUGUCACUGUCACAUCUAAUCUCCCUCCAUGUCACUGUCACAUCUAUCUAUCCUUCUAAAUAAACUCUAGGCAUUUACCUAUGUGUUUGUGUCACCUGGUGAUUGGUCACAAUGAGUGAU